GGAAAGGGAGCAGCCUGUGGAAUGUCAGGCCCUGCUGGCUGCGCGCCCAUACACAGUUCAGCAACCUCGGCGAGAACAGCCCCUGGCUGCUGCUGCGGCUGCUGCUGCGCUGCCACUCGAGUUAUUUCCUCUGGGCUCAGCCGCAGCCUGCAGAGCUCUGCAAAGGGGAGGGGUUUCUUCGCUCCCUCCCGAGGGGGUUCCUGCGCCAGCCCCAGCCCCAGCCCCAGCCCCAGCGAUGGGCGUCAGGACCAGCUCGGGGCCGGUUUAACUGUGGCGACUCCACGCGCGGCGAGAGCGCUGGCAGGAUGCCCCGGCCUGGCGCCCCGGCUCCCAGCAGCUGUCAGUGAAGGAGCGAAGCUUCCUGCGGCCGGGAUGUUCAGCUGCCACAAGAGCUUCACCCUGGCAGCUCCGUGGAGAAAAGCAGGCAAGAUGAACCCACCAUCCAAGGGCAAGGUAGUGCUGACCAACAUGAAGAUACUGAGCAACGAAGGGAGUCAAACCCAGGGAUUGACACGAGAGCCACCUGCAGCCAUGGACUUUGCAGCAGAAUCCAGGCUUCCCAAAGUCGACAUCCUAUUAGAAUGCCAGGGAAAUCUGGGCACAAGAGACACUUCUGCAAAAACAGACUAUGUGGCCACCCUGUCUGACCUCAGCACCUUAGAGUCUAAGUGCCAGCUUCACAGAUUCUCCAAAUUUGAAUCAGAGGAUUCUGGGGUUGAAUUGCCAAGUGGAGCUAAUUCUCCGUCUACACCAACGGGCUCCGAGAAGAGCUUUGUGCUUCACACCAGAGACUCGUCUUGUGACUCCGGAGUGCUUAGCACCUCUUCUUCUCCGGGAACUGACCAUGUCAUAAUGAGAAAGUGUAAAGACAUCAGAGAAGCCAGCCAGUGUGCUUCAGAGAGUGAAAAGCAAGUUGAAUAUUACAGCCAGGCAGCAGACGUGGUGCAGAUCCCUACAGCUUCCCUGGAAGAUUUCAGGGACUGUCAGGAGGGAGAAAGUCCUAAUAAACUUUUUGGCCAAAGUGAAGGACAAUAUUUGGAAGAGAAACCCAGGAAAGAGAUAGACCUUUCCAUUAACGUCACUCCUCCAGCUGCUGCCCCCAUAGAAAAGCAAAGGCCAACCACCAACCAUUACAAAGAGACCUUUGGGAGCAUGCAAGAUCUUCAGCUCCAUGGACAUCAGCUCAAAAAAUAUCCCACAAGCGACAGCCUGGAUGAGUACAUGGAUGAGUGCUGUCGAUUAAGUGAGGUGAACCAAGGGAACACCAAGGCUCUCGGCUCUGGCCUUGGGUAUCUGGAACACAUCUGUCAGCUGAUAGAGAAAAUCGGGCAGCUGCAGGAACACAAUCUGCGACUCCAAAAGCAAGUGUGUGGUUUGCAGAAGGAACAGAAGAUGAGCCAGAUAAAGGAGGAGUAUUUUCUGCAGCACUGUUCCUGUGGAGCUGCCAGCAUCUUGCUCAACUCGUAUCAGGAGGUGAAGAAAUUUUUUACUGGGAGGAGCAGACCGCACAGUCUCUUGGUUCAGAGUGGAAACCAGUCCGACCUUUCAAUCAUCCCAGAAAGAGGAAGUGACACACACCUGGAAUCAGGAGAUAGACAGCUGGUGCUGGGGCUCAGGAAGACCUGGAGUAAAAGGAGCAAUGAGGAGAAUGACCUCAGAGAUGCCUAUAAUCUGACUGAUGGCCAAGCUUUCCUGCUAAAGGACCCAAUGACGAAAAAGGGGGCUGACCUCGGUAAGAGUAUCCCGGGUGAAAGCCACGCUUGGGGCAGAAUGAGGGAUCUCAUGAAGAAGACCAGGCUGAGGAACCAAAGCAAGUUGGGGCUGUCAUCGGCAGCUCUGAAGAGGUCCUGUCCACAACUCUACAGGCCAGAUGUUAUGACUUCGGAUCAGAGGAAGAGGGAGAGGAACUCCAUGAUUGUUCUGGGACAAAGCACAAAGAAUGAAAAAAUCUGGUCUUUCUGAGCAUCUGAAUCCAAUGGACCAAGGUAGAAGAGUUAUCAGGGAGGAGGUUUUUCCUUCCUCCAGCAGGGAAAUGAUUUUGCAUCCCAUUACCAAGCUAUGUUUCCAUGGGCAAAGACUUGGGUAAGGUCUGAUUGCUGUAAGUAGCCCCAGUAACUAAGUCCACAGAACUACUGUCAUUUACAAGAGCUGAGGAUCUGGCCCAUGUAUAUUUAUUUUAAAAUGAAGACUAAUUUGGGGUAAAACUACCUAGAUUUUUAAGACCAGAAAGGAACAACAGGUAGUGAUCAACGCUUCAAUGUCUAGUUGGCAGCCGAUAUCAAGUGGCGUGCCCCAGGGAUCAGUCCUAGGGCCGGUUUUGUUCAACAUCUUCAUUAAUGAUCUGGAAGAUGGGAUUGACUGCACCUCAGCAAGUUUGCAGAUGACACUAAGCUGUGGGGAGAGGUAGAUACGCUGGAGAGUAGGGAUAGGGUCCAGAGCGACCUAGACAAAUUGGAGGACUGGGCUAAAAGAAAUCUGAUGAGGUUCAACAAGGACAAGUGCAGAGUCCUGCACUUAGGACAGAAGAAUCCCAUGCACUGCUACAGGCUGGGACUGACUGGCUAAGCAGCAGUUUUGAAGAACAGGACCUGGGGAUUACAGUGAACGAGAAGCUGGAUAUGAGUCAACAGUGUGCCCUUGUUGCCAAGAAGGCUAACGGCAUAUUGGGCUGCAUUAGUAGGAGCAUUGCCAGCAGAUCAAGGGAAGUGAUUAUUCCCCUCUAUUUGGCAAUGGUGAGGCCACAUUUGGAAUAUUGCAUCCAGUUUUAGUCCCCCCCACUACAGAAAGGAUGUGGACAAAUUGGAGAGAGUCCAGGAGAGGGCAAUGGAAAUGAUCAGGGGGCUGGGGCACAUGACUUAUGAGGAGAGGCUGAGGGAACUUUACUUAUUUAGUCUGCGGAAGAGAAGAGUGAGGGGGAAUUUGAGAGCAGCCUUCAACUACCUGAAGGGGAGUUCCAAAGAAGAUGGAGCUUGGCUGUUCUCAGUGGUGGCAGAUGACAGAACAAGGAGCAGUGGUCUCAAGUUGCAGUGGGGGAGGUCUAGGUUGAAUAUUAGGAAACAGUAUUUCACUAGGAGGGUGGUAAAGCACUGGAAUGGGUUACCUGGGAAGGUGGUGGAAUCUCCAUCCUUAGAGGUUUUUAAGGCCCGGCUUGAAAAAGCCCUUGCUGGGAUGAUUUAGUUGGGAUUGGUCCUGCUUUGAGCAGGGGGUUGGACUAGAUGACCUCCUGAGGUCUCUUCCAACCCUAAUCUUCUAUGAUUCUAUGAACAUUCUGGUCAUAUUGUCUGCCCUCCUGUACAACUCAGGCCUGAGAUACUCACCCAGCAAUCCCUGCAUUAAAUGCACUAACUUGCCAUUGAACUAGAGCAUAUAUUUUAGAGUGACAUCCAGUCUUGCUUGAAAGAUUCCAAGUGAUGGAGAAUCCACCCCAUCCCUCAGCACUUGAGAGCAUCUCUGUAUUCAAAUCUGAAUAGAAACAGAUUCAGCCCAUCCUCUAGGUAGGUCUGUGAUGGAAAAGCAAUUGACUGUGUAAGGGAGAAGAGUGCCUCCCUUUCUGUUCUACCCCAUGAGCUGCUACAUUCCACAGCCUACGUUCUUGUUUCAGAGAUAAAUGAGCUGGGGCGCUCCUGGACAUGAAAUUGAAAACCAUGAGGCUACAUUGUGCAGACUACACUCUACAGCAGGAUCAACAUCAAGGCAGUGGGGAGGGAGGAGAGGUAAAAGGAAGAUUUGCUGAAGGGUGGGGUGCUCACUUGUACUAGAGUUUACUUUUGACAUGAAUGUAAAAGUGAACUUAAAAUAAUGCUAUAUACCAGGAAUAUAGUUACCAUCUCAGCAAUAAUAACCAAGCAGAUUUGAUACAAUUUCAUAAACAAGCUAUCUUAAGUCCUCCUGCUUGUGAAGUAUUAUUGAUCUCCUUUAUUCAGCAGAAAUAGGCUAGACCCUCAUGGAACUCCAGUGCCUUAAUGAAAAACAAAGAUUGGAAGACCACAUGUAAUAGACACUGCUGGGUGUGGGCAGCAGUGCAAGACUCAAGGCAUUUUUUAUAUCUCCACUUGUGGGUAUUACUAACAAGUCUGCACAAUUUGAAGGUGUCUCCACCCACCAGUGCCUGGCUGGGGAGUUUUACUGAGCUCCCAUGUAAUGGCCAAGUCAUAGAAUAUCAGGGUUUGAAGGGACCUCAGGAGGUCAUCUAGUCCAACCCCCUUCUUAAAGCAGGACCAAUCCCCAAUUUUUGCCCCAGAUCCCUAAAUGGCCCCCUCAAGGAUUGAACUUACAACCCUGGGUUUAGCAGGCCAAUGCUCAAACCACUGAGCUAUCCCUCACAGCCAAUCAAAGCCACAAGACAAGAUUUUCUAAAGCUGGAUUUGUAAGUGCAUGGUUAGGUCCCAGUCUUGUGUGGUUGACCCCUUUGCCCAUCUGUAACUUCAUUGACCUCAGUGGGUCCCCAUGCAGACAGAGGGUUACAGCCAUGCAGAGAUUAUUGCAGGACACUGGGGCCUUCAGCCGUUCAGCACCUAAUAAGUGGCCUGAUUUUUAAAAGUGCUGAGUGAGCUGCCCACCCAGGUCCUUGGUUUCACCGGGCACUCAGGACUUUGGAAAGCCAGGCCACUUUAUUAGGAGCCAAACGUAGGCUCCUGUUUUUAAGAUUAUGGUCAUGUUGGGUAAAGGCUCCUGGUCUGCUGUUUGGCUGCCUGUCCAUCACCAUGUGCCAUAGGAUUUAAGAGGCAAGAAAGCCAGAUGAACUUAAACCUAUGCCUGUGGAUCAAGUGCUGGAUUGGGACUCCCUCUGCUGGGAAAGUUAGAAUAAUAGGGAGAUUGGGGAUGGAAAGGAAAGUUUUAAGUCUCUAAUACAAGCCAGGGUAGUUCUUUUUCCAGCUAAGGUCUAUAGGCCUGCCCUCUGUUAUCUACUAGAUAGCUUUAAAGCUAUGCCCAGCUGUUUGGAGGCUGCACUGUUGCCACUCAUCCAUUGCCCACCUUUAACAGAUUCAGAGGACACAGACCAUGGUUAAAAAGGUCCCACUGAAGCCAUGACUACAGCAGCAUCUCUGUGCAUGUGCUAUAAGCCUACUUUUUUUUUUAUAAGCUCAGAAUCCAAGGACUCGCCCACAUGGAGUGAAAACUAGCCUUUGCCUAUUGGGGGAAGGGAAUUCUGUCUGCUAAAUUGGAAUGAGACAGCUGAGCUGUUUAGCUAACAAAGUCCACAGACUCAAGUUACUGCUGACUAAAGCCUUAACUUCACAUAUAUCCGGAACCCUAGGACACUCUCAGAAACUAACAGGCAAACUUCAAAAGAUUCAGAGUUUGAAUAACUCUCCAAAACCUUAAGUGAAUUUCCUCUGCUCAUCUGGGCUAUCAGGAACAUAUUGGUUCUACAGAACCGGGUUAAAACUCUCUGGAGGACAGGAUCUCUCAGGAUACUGCCAGUAUUGCUGCCCAAGUGCAGAGCCAAAAGUAUAAAUCAUAGAAUCAUAGAAUCAUAGAAUAUCAGGGUUGGAAGGGACCCCAGAAGGUCAUCUAGUCCAACCCCCUGCUCAAAGCAGGACCAAGUCCCAGUUAAAUCAUCCUAGCCAGGGCUUUGUCAA
Molecule: messenger RNA, 5582 nt
Organism: Dermochelys coriacea (leatherback sea turtle)
Lineage: Eukaryota; Metazoa; Chordata; Testudines; Dermochelyidae
Exons: 8
Coding region: 22-1962 (646 amino acids)
Source: RefSeq, a predicted model, not a curated record